GUCUGUGCAGCGGGAGGGGGGGGGGACAGCUGAGGAGCCCAUGUGACCUUUGAGGAUGACCUCUCCACGUCCCUCUGCUGCUGUGGCGCCAGGCAAAGAGGAAGAUGAGGAUGAAGAGGAGCAGGGGGAGGAGUUUGAAUUUGAUGACAGCGAUGAAAUGGGCAUUCCUGAGAGGAGUGGUGGCUCUCUGAUGCAGAGGGACUGGCCCUCAGACACAGCCAGUAUAGGGCAGGGGGGCCCCAGCACCUCACUGCUCCACUCAGGUGAUAUGGCGGUCAGGGACUCACCAGAGGGUUGCAGAUGUUCUACCUCCUCGGAUGUGGCAGCGACCGCAGAGCCGGAGAGUUUCUGGAAAGCCAACAGUGUUUAUGAAGGAGGAGGGGAUGAGGAGUCCUGCAGCCCUCCGGACGCUGCUGAGGACCAGGGGUUGUCUUCAGCCAAUCCUCACACUGAAUACCACACAGCAGGGGGUCACCCCCCCCACAGUGUGCUCAGACACCCACAGGCCAUCUAUGAUGAUGUGCCUGCUGAACAUCUACAGCACCCAGUGGGAGAUGUUGAUGACAUCUACGAGGACAUCCAGAGACCGGGUCAGUGCGGCAGCUCCAGUGAGUUUGAGAGUUAUGACGAGCUUUCAGACAGCGAGGCGGCUCCGGCCCGCAGCAGCAGCAAGCUGAAAGACACCUGUGCUGCCACCAGGACGGAGGGAUGGGGGCUUCUCAGUACUCCUCAAGCUGCCCGCAUCAGACAGAGCUGUGACACUAAGGUGCAGCAGCUGAUGAAAGCAGCCAGAAAUGGUACCAAGGACGGGUUAGAGAAGACAAAGUUAGCCAUGUUUCGUAAAGUGUCGUUCCUGCAGAGAAAAGAUGCCAUAGGCGAGGGAAAGGAUGAUGCAGGUUACAUAGAGGUGUCUGUGUGUGAGUUAAAGCACCCCCCACCACAGCUGUCCCCCAUGCCAGAAGGACUCAGCAGUCAGCAGGUUGUCAGACGUCUCAUCCUUAGCUCCAUCGUCCAGAGUGAGAGCAGCUACCUGGACUCUCUGAAGAGAAUUCUGCAGGAGUACCAGCAGCCUUUGUUGGAGCCACAGAACCUGGUCCUAAACCCCAAGAAGGUUCGUCAAAUAUUUUACCGUCUGCAGGAGAUCCAUCAGUGCCACUCCAUGUUCCAGAUUGCUCUGGCAUCCCGAGUGGCUGAGUGGGAUCACAGUGAGAAGAUCGGAGACCUGUUCGUGGCCUCGUUUUCCAAGUCCAUGGUGCUGAACGUGUACAGUGAGUACAUCAACAACUUCACCAACGCCAUGGCUCUCAUCAAGAAGGCGUGCAUGUCUAAACCUGCUUUUCUGGACUUCCUGAAGAAGAAGCAGGCCUCCAGUCCAGACAGGAUCACUCUGUACGGCCUGAUGGUGCGACCCAUCCAGCGCUUCCCUCAGUUCAUCCUGCUGCUGCAGGACAUGUUGAAAAACACCCCUCAGUUGCACGCUGACCGGCUGCCGUUGCAGCUGGCCCUCACCGAGCUGGAGACUCUGGCCGAGAAGCUGAAUGAGCAGAAGCGCCUGUCGGAGCAGGAGGCAGAGCUCCAGCAGCUCGCUCACAGUGUGGGCGACCGCACCCUCAACAAGCGGCUGCAGGCGGGGGGCAGGCAGCUGCUGCACUGUGAGCUGCUCACUGAGAGGGUGUACGGGGACAAAGGGCAAGUCCUCAAGUCCAAGGAGAGAAAGCUGUUCCUGCUCAACGACAUGCUGAUCUGCGCCAACCUGAACCUGAAGGGGCCCUCGGACAUCAGCAGCCUGGUUCAUGUUGGUCCUAAAUACACGGUGAAGUGGUGCGCCCCUCUGCUGCACAUUCAGGUGGUGGAGGUGGGACAGGACAGUGUCCUCACAGCAAGACAGCCCAGCUCCGGAACCAUGGGGAAAGUGUUCCUGGGCCCUCCCCGACUGUACCAGGAGCUACAGCAGCUGCAGCACGACCUGGCUGUGGUGGAGGAGGUGUCCCUGCUGGUGGGCACGCUCCAUGGAACCUACCAGAAUCUCAACAGCACGGUGUCUCAGGACUGGAGCCUGGCUCUGCAGAGAUUGCUGCGUCUGAAGGAGGAGGAGAUCCAGAAUGCCAACAGGUGCCGCCUGCGACUGUCUGUCCCCGGGAAACCUGACAGGUGUGGUCGUCGAGUGAGCAUCAUCUUAGUCUUCAACACCCCCAGCCCCCUCAGUAAGAUAUCCUGGGUCAACCGGUUGCACCUUGCCCAGAUAGCUCAGAGACAGGACAACACUCCGGGCUGGGAAUGUGAGGAAGAAGAUGGGAAGACAAAGACUGCAUUUAGCUGUCCCCUGCUGACCUGCAGACUUCCUGUCUUCUCCUCCAGAACACACACUCUGACGGCAGCACUCCACAGUCCGUCUCAGUGCAGCCUGCUUGGCUCCUGCUCCGUCAGCACUGCAUUACCACAGGGUUACCUCUGGGUUGCGGGUGGAGGAGGUGGCUUGGACCAGGUGGAGAUCUUCUCCCUGAACCGUGCGUCUCCUCGCCUGGUUAAGAGCGUCCCGCUGAGGGCCCCGGUUCUCUGUCUAGAGUACGUGAAGGAGCCAUGUCCCCGCCCAGAGGGGGCCCCCACUACAGCCGCCACAGGAAACAUUAUCUGUGUGGGCCUGCAGGACGGCAGCGUCUCGGUGUACAGCAGCGUCGACACAGCGGUGCAGUGCCUGCUGACCCUCUUCACCCCUGACCGCUGUCCUGUCCGCUGCCUCACACACACGCCGGCUCUCCUCUUCGCCGGACUGGCUAAUGGCAGAGUGGCAGUGUACCGCAGGAACAGUGGGGAGAGACUGUGGGACGUGGACUCUUGCCGGCUGCUGUCUCUGGGCUGCCCCCCUGUCUGCGCCCUGCUCACACUGGAAUACACGGUUUGGGCCAGCUGUGCCAACCAGGUUUCUGUGAUCCACGGAACCAGCCUCCACACACAGAGUUUCAGAGCCCACUCUGAUGCAGGCCGUAGUGUCAGCCAUAUGACUCGCUCAGGUGGGGGGGUGUGGAUGGCCUUCACCCAGGGCUCGUCUAUCCACCUGUUUCACACAGAGACCCUGGAACAUCUACAGGAAGUCAACAUCUCCACCCGCAACGCCCAUCUGACAUCAGGUGAAGUGUGUGUCUCUAGCUUGCUGAUCUGCCAGGGCCUGCUAUGGGUGGGGACCAGCCAGGGUGUCAUCCUCACCUUCCCUGUCCCCACCCUGGAGGGCAUCCCUAAGAUCACAGGUAAGGGGAUGAUGUCUCUGAACGCUCACUGUGGUCCGGUGGACUUCCUGGUGGCUACGUCCAGCACUCUGGCCUCCGACUUGCUCAGGCGGAACUCCAUCCUCAACGGUUGCGAGGAGGGUGUCAACGGAGAAGGGGGGGGAGAUAGAGGGGACGAGGGAGGAGAUGAAGGAAGACAAAGGUUGCAGCAGAGCAGCUCCUCCCAGAACUCAGAAGCUCCGUCACCCAGGGAGGAGAAGCCGCGCCUCCUGCUGCAGUACCGGCUCCACUCCACCUGCCAGCUGCCUGGGAGGCUGCUGACAGCACAGCCCGACCGGGGGAACCACUGCCCCCCCCCAGACUCCCCAGAGCACAGUCCAGAGGAUGGCUCUAUCUAUGAAGUGAGUGAGGAUCCUGAUGUGUGGGUGAGGGGGCGGCCCAUGGAGCGGGGAAAGGAGGGAGAGGCCAGGCGCAGCAAAGUCACCUCAACAGCCGUCUUCUCCGGCGGCAGAGGGGCCCGCAGGAUGGGACCGGGGGCCCCCCCCUGUUCAGACACUGAGAACACUCUGCUGCUGUGGCAGCUCCCGCUCACUCUCGGCCAAUGACAGAGCAGAGUCACUAGCUGCACCUUUACCAGCUUUGAGAACAAUUUAAUGAUCAAUAAUUAUAAAACCAGAGAUAUUAUUCUGAAAUGGACCAAUCAAACAAUGACUACUUUUACUGUCGCUACUUUAAGUACAAGAUCUGAGUACUUCUACUUUUACUCAAGUACAAGGCCUGGGUACUUCUACUUUUACUCAAGUACAAGAUCUGAGUACUUCUAAACCCUCUGGCGUGCAGCUUCCUGAGGUCUUUGAUGAUUUUAGUUGGCUCUGACAGCCGAUUAGGAACACAAAGCACAAUCCCUGAACUAAGGCAGGAGAAUGGAAAAGUAAUAAGGAAGUGAAGUACAGCGGAUGGACAAUAACAAAGUGUUUGUCAGAUAUUGUUAAAUUUCAUUUUUGCUGAAAACGUGUGUUUUUAUUUAUUUUGGAAAAUGAGGAUAAGAAAGCAACCGGUUACAAUUAUAAUCGUAAUAUUAUUAUUACUGUGAUAAUCUUUAGAAAGGCUGUCAGGUCACGUGGACUCUGGGAGGUUUCCUUUAUUUUGGGACAGUUUUGGAAGUCUGGAGCCUCAAAACCUCAAACUGCACUUAAAGCCACAUGAGUUCAGUGUUUACAUCUAAUGUUGUUAUUUGCAAUUUAAGCAAAACACAUGUUGAUUUUUCUAGAAAGGAAACCAAAUUAGUUUGUCGGCCUAUUGCUUCUAUUAGAGCACAUUAUUUUGUAUUACAUAACUCAGUUCAUUAAGGGGAUUAUCAGUAAAAUAAUGGAUUGCUGAACUAAUCUGUAGCUGCAGAUUUCCUAAACACUGCAGAGAAGGGCUGGGCGGAUGGAUACACUGCCAAAACAUAGUCCCCAGUGUUUAAGUUGACGAUUAAAUGUAGAGCGUGUUGUUUUAACAUUUCUAUUGGUCAUUAUGUGGUGUGUUCAGUGGCUGAAUGUCUUGCUUUGCUGCAAGCUGAUCACUUCUGCUUGUUGGAGUUGCUCUUUUAUUCCUAACAACAUUGACUCCACUAUUAGAAUCAACACUUUUUGUACGAUGAACAAACAUUUUCUUCAAAGGUUUACAGCAACACAAUGCAGCUCUCCUAACAGUGAAGCGUUUAUUGUGAACUUGUGAAUACACUUCUAUUCAGUGUCCAUCUUUUCAUCUAUAGUUUAAUAGUCAUAACAGAGUGCAUGUACAUGUGAAUAAUAAUGCUAAGACAGGCAAAUUCAUAUGUCGCUUUCACAAGCAUUUGUUUACUUUUUUGUAAUAUAGAGCAACUUUGGUACUUACAGUGGUUUUUGAGCUCUGCCCUGUGCUGAAACACAUGUUCGGGUCAUUGUGGGGAAACUCCACUAAAAGUUUUGUAUUUGGAGUUAAGUGGUGUAAUAUAAAGCUAUAGUAAAAUAGAGAAUAAAGCUUAGAUUUUGGAUACAUACAUUUAUCAAUAGUUUGACUCUGUGUCUUUGUAGAGAUAUGGCCCUACAAUAUAUCGUUCAAAUAUAGCAUAAUAGGAGACUUUUAGAGCAUAUUGAAUUAUCAAGCAUAAUUAACCUAUAUUUGAUUGAUUUUACUAACUUAUAACUUAUCUUAUGAGACGACUCACCUCACCGCUAGUGACGGGCCCAUCUUUCGUAUAUAUUUCUGUAUGUGGCCCCUCGGUUAAAAAAAGUUUGAACACCCCUGGUCUAAGCUUAUCAGGCGAUGUGUAUUUGUGUAAUGAGGAAGGGUGUGGCCUAAGGAGAUCAACACCCAAAUUUAUUGAACUGACUUUUGAAAAGUCAAACAUUAUUAAAAGUCUUUCAGAGGGAGGCAGCACUUUUGAAAUUGCUAAGAUAUUCAGAAUCAGAAUCAGAAAUUCUUUAUUAGUUCCAAAGCAGGGACAUUUACAUUUGUUACAGCAAAGGUGGCAGAGCAGGUAAAAAGCUCCACAGUCCGUAUGUGUGGGGAUCUACCAGGGGCCGUGCUGGUUGUAAAGUCUGACAACUGGCUCUGAUCAUUGGGACAUGAUCACAGAACCUUCAAACGUGUUGUUGCAAAUAGUCAACAGGGUGGCAAUAAACGUUUUGAGAAAAAAACAUUAAAAUUAAGCGCCAAAGAUCUGAGAAGAAUCAAACGUGAAGCUACCAGGAAGCCAUUAUCCUCCAGUGCUGUCAUAUUCCAGAACUGCGACCUACCUGCAGGUCCCAGAAGGACGAGGUGUUCAGAGCUCAGAGACAGGGCCAAGGUAAAGGAGGCUGAAACUGGACAACCACUGAACAAGACACAUCAAGACUGGGCCAAGAAAUAUCUGAAGACAGAUUUUCAAAGGUUUCAUGGACUGAUUAGAUGAGGGACUCUUGACCGACCAGAUGGAGGAGCCCGGGGCUGGAGCGGUAACGGGCACAUACAG
Messenger RNA from Eleginops maclovinus (Patagonian blennie), 6204 nucleotides. Its product is annotated as rho guanine nucleotide exchange factor 10-like protein. Bases 56 to 3829 code for a protein of 1257 amino acids. The record is from RefSeq and is a predicted model, not a curated record. Gene Ontology annotation, biological process: SREBP signaling pathway; positive regulation of stress fiber assembly; actin cytoskeleton organization. The transcript has 28 exons. Gene Ontology annotation, molecular function: guanyl-nucleotide exchange factor activity; protein binding. Lineage: Eukaryota; Metazoa; Chordata; Actinopteri; Perciformes; Eleginopidae. Gene Ontology annotation, cellular component: cytosol.